Molecule: messenger RNA, 375 nt
Organism: Octodon degus (degu)
Lineage: Eukaryota; Metazoa; Chordata; Mammalia; Rodentia; Octodontidae
Gene: Pea15
Product: proliferation and apoptosis adaptor protein 15
Exons: 3
Biological process (GO): MAPK cascade; negative regulation of extrinsic apoptotic signaling pathway via death domain receptors
Molecular function (GO): protein binding
Source: RefSeq, a predicted model, not a curated record
CGAGCGGAAGAGGCGGCGGCGGCGGCAGAAGCAGAGGAGGAGGCACUGGACGCUGCUCGGGAACCGGGACCAGGCGUGCCCGCGCCCUGAGCACUCCGCUCCGGAGGCGUCAUGGCCGAGUAUGGGACUCUCCUCCAGGACCUGACCAACAACAUCACACUUGAAGACCUGGAACAGCUCAAGUCAGCCUGUAAGGAGGACAUCCCCAGUGAGAAGAGUGAGGAGAUCACCACGGGCAGUGCCUGGUUUAGCUUCUUGGAGAGUCACAACAAGCUGGACAAAGACAACCUCUCCUACAUUGAGCAUAUCUUUGAGAUUUCCCGCCGUCCUGAUCUGCUCACUAUGGUGGUUGACUACAGAACCCGUGUGCUGAAG